AUGUCCUUCCCCGCCAACCCCGCCGCGGCUAGUCCUUUCUUAUCGGACGCUUUCGGCACGUACGCGUCGUCAGCUCCUGACAUGCUUGGCGGCUAUGCGAUGCAAACGUGUGGAAUCGCGCCAUCUUUGGCCAGGAGAGCAGAGCCGGGCCACCCCGGCGUCCCCUCGUAUUUCGCCCAGCAGUGGGGGCAAUCGGGUCGGGCGUGCAGAGCAGAGGCUCCGAUCAGUCCUGACUGUACAUACGCACAGAGCAUCAAGGAGGAGGGUAGCUGCUGCAUGUUCUCAGAUAAAAGAGUGCAAAAAGACGUUCACGCGUACUCGCCCCUCGUGGCCGAACCGAACCGAGCCGACGCCCCCGAAGUCCCGGUCCCGGGCUACUUCCGUUUGGGCCAGACGUACACCGACGGAGGGCGGCAGCACGAGGCGGAGCACUACCGCCACCAGCCCAGCCCGACGCUGAUGCAGCUGGAUCGGAUCGGGCCACAACCGCAGCCCGCAACAAAGGACGCCCCGCCGCGCAGCCCCGUGGCUGCGGGAAGCCCGAAUCCCUGCUUGUCCAGCAUGGACGAGGAAGAAGGAGAACAGAAUGAAGAGGAACAGGAAAAGAAGAAGAGACCGUCCUGCAGUCCCGAGCUGUUGCAUGAGCCGCGGGAUGAGAAAGAGCUCAAACCCAACCCCCAAAGCGGCAGCUGGUUGACGGCCAAGAGCGGCCGGAAGAAGCGCUGUCCCUACACCAAGCACCAGACUUUGGAGUUAGAGAAAGAGUUCCUGUUCAACAUGUACCUGAGCCGAGAGCGCCGCCUGGAGAUCAGCAGGAGCGUCAACCUGAGCGACAGGCAGGUCAAGAUCUGGUUCCAGAACCGCAGGAUGAAGCUCAAGAAGAUGAACCGGGAAUGUAGAGUGCGGGAAUUGAACUGCAACCUGACCUUUUCUUGA
This is a messenger RNA of Nerophis lumbriciformis (worm pipefish), 936 nucleotides long. The record is from RefSeq and is a predicted model, not a curated record. Lineage: Eukaryota; Metazoa; Chordata; Actinopteri; Syngnathiformes; Syngnathidae.